AUGUCUAGAAAGUCCAAGCAUCGCAUUCACCACAUAACAGUCAAUAAGAAGAGCAAGACUGGCCGACGGAGGCAGUAUAGUGAUGAGCGUGAGCUCUUUCGGGAGGAUUACGUUGUGAAGAAGCCCUGCAAUCCUUGUCCAAAGCAAGUGAACAUGAAGCCUCGAGAGCCGCAGCCAAACAAAUACGACGAGGAGCAGAUUAAAGAGCUUGUUAAGCUUGCCGGUGAAAAUCAGCAGCUACUGAAUGAGAUGACCCUGGAUGCCAGAAUAACAAAGGCCAAGCAGAAGAAGACAGACAGCAUAGUUAAGACCUUUGACAUCUGGGGAACGCCGCUACCAGAGAAGCGGACAAUAGACUUCACAGGAAAGCCUAUUCCAGUCCCCCACAAGCUUUCGGCACGUGUCCCAGGCGUUGAUGAACUCCAGGGCAAGGGAUCUAGCGCAGUUGAGCUGCCUCAAACAGCUGUUUCAUACAACCCAACCUACCUGUCGCAGCAGCAGGUCAUUGAAAAGCUCGCAAAGAAAUACGUUUCUGAAGACAAGGUAGCCAUGAAACUCAAAGCCAUUCGACCGUCUAGCUUCACUCCUGAAGAGGUGCAUGAAGAACACGUUAAUGCAAUUUUACAAUAUAUUAUCGAACGUGAUAAGGCACAAGCAGCGCAACCAGACCAGCAGGAUGGCCAUGCCUCUGAGUUCGAUGCUUCUGAACAAUCUCUCUCGGUCGCCGAUACAGCAGCUUCUCGCCUUCCUCUCACUGAUGAAAUAAGGCGCCUUCUUGAGGAGCACAAGCUAGAGGAGGUUCACAUGACCCAGACAGAUCGCCGUCUCAAGAGAAGACAGAUAAGGGAAAUGAGCCAAGAACUUAAGGUGCUCGAUGAGCUCAUCAAGCAAGUACACAUUUCAAAGUUAGCUGCCAGCAUAGACGCAGGUACUUUCGAUAUCAAUAAUUUGGCAAAUCAAUCUAUAGAGACUGAGCUAGGCAGGAUCGAGAAGAAAAUUCGCCAGCCUACAGAUAGACCAGUGCCAGAGGAGGAGCCUCCUGUCCCGCUGACCGAGGACUGCAAGGGGACUAUGCGCCUCGUCAAGCCAGUGGGGUCUGUCUUACAAGAUAGGUGGGUCUCUGCGCAGCGUCGUAAUCUCGUCGAAAUAGGAGUUCCAAACAAUCCUAACAAACAGAACGCUACGCGGGAAUGGAAGGUUAUUGUACAUUAG
Molecule: messenger RNA, 1212 nt
Organism: Giardia duodenalis
Lineage: Eukaryota; Fornicata; Diplomonadida; Hexamitidae
Product: Nop53 (60S ribosomal biogenesis)
Exons: 1
Coding region: 1-1212 (403 amino acids)
Biological process (GO): rRNA processing; ribosomal large subunit assembly
Cellular component (GO): nucleolus
Molecular function (GO): 5S rRNA binding
Source: RefSeq, a predicted model, not a curated record